Cornus florida is the source of this 1326-nucleotide messenger RNA. RefSeq lists its product as uncharacterized. Lineage: Eukaryota; Viridiplantae; Streptophyta; Magnoliopsida; Cornales; Cornaceae. The coding region runs from base 1 to 1326 and encodes 441 amino acids. The transcript is spliced from 4 exons. The record is from RefSeq and is a predicted model, not a curated record.
AUGAAGUUUAUGAAACUCGGGACGAGGCCAGACACCUUCUAUACAGAAGAGGCUACCAGGACGGUGAUUUCAGAAAUUCCUAGCGAUCUCACCAUACGAAUUAACAACAUUAAUUAUCUUCUCCACAAGGGUGACACAUACACAGAUGAUAGCCAUGAUAGCAGACUCUUGUGUCUAGGUGAAAACACCACCACCACCAAGGAGUAUAGGUACCCUCCACCAAACAUCAUUAAGUCCUGCCAUCUGGACAGUUCCUUUUACGAGUGUACUCCCGCCGACUUCAUAAAGAAGCAAGAGAUGAAUCUGUUGCACGGCCGUUGUUUGUACGACUCCAUGAAGAAGCAAAAUAUGAAUAUGUUGCCCGACCCUCCGGUUUACAACGCGUCUAACCACCGCCACACCAAGGUUGGUGCUCCCAGGUUUAUUGGGACCUGUCAUGGAUGGCUACUGUUUUAUCUCUUUUUCAAAGAGUCACUCUAUUUCUUCAAUCCCCUUUCAAGAAUGGUUGUCGAGCUUCCACCACCGCCAUUUUGGAAACCACCGCUAUUUCUAUGGAACAUGUCCCCCUGUCCAUGGGAUAUUAACUUGAUCACAUCAUCCAUCCUUACCGAUCCCACUUGCAAGGUCUUCUUGUAUACCUCAUGUGAGAUUGCUGUUUAUAGACUCAGUGACGGGAAAUGGACGCAGGCUUUCAAAACAAACUUCUUAAUUGCUUCUAUGAUAUUUUACAAGGGUAAUUUCUACUCAGUUGAUGGGAAUGGUGUCCUUCGACGUUGUUUGUUCGAUGAUAAUUAUUUCAACUACACGGAAGAAGUAGUAUUGGAUAGUUAUUCCAACUACACGGAAGAAGUAGUAAUAUUCGAUAGAAUUAAAGUCAGAUGUAAUUCUAAUUGUGAUUUCAAGUACUUGGUGGAGUCAUGGUCAGGUGAAUUGUUAAUGGUGGUGAAGACUUUAGACCAUUAUCGAGAUUUGGAUAGCAAUCAACCGAGAAUGAGAACCAAGUCUUUUGAGAUUUUUAAGGUAAAUUGGAGCAAUUGUGAAUGGGAAAAAGUGAGUAAUUUCGGUGAUCACACCCUAUUCUUGGCUAAGAACAAUUCAAUGUUUGUUCGUGUUGGACAAAACUCUGAAUACAAACACAACUCAAUCUAUUUCAUUGAUGAUGUUAAAGGACUUAUUGACCCCUGGUAUGAAGAUUUUGGGGUGUAUAAUUUGAAAAACGGGAAGAUUGAAUCAUUAAAUCUAUCUAAGAGACAGAUGAGGCGGAAAUUUUGUUUGGACCUGGGAUUUUUGUCACCGGAGUUGUUAUUAACUGAAGUUUAUGUUUGA